ACGUGCCUAACCUAACUUGAACUCUGCCAUGCUCUUGGUGUAAAUUGUAAAAAAUAAAAAAUUCUGAAAAUUCGCAUAAAAAUUUUUUGUAAUGCGGCACACAAUAGUUUCAAUAGUUUUUUAUCAUUUAGAAAUUAUAAAUAGUUUGUAAAAAAAACGUGAAAAUUAAUUUUACAAUAAUGUCGCGAAUAUUGUUAAGAAAACUUGUGAGGCAAAUCGAUGGUGUUAAAUAUGUCAGUACUUGGUCACCACUUGCUACGGCUUUUAAUUCAAAAGCAACGCCGGAUUUAGAGUUAAAUAACAAAAAUAAAGAAGUAGGAUUGUUUAAUAUACCAGAAUUAAAAGAUGCGGCGGGUUUUGAGAUUCUGAAAAAUUAUGCGAUAUCGCACUCGAAUAAACUUGUCGAGGAGGCGACAAGUCCUGAUCGUACAAGAAAAAUGGUGGAAAUUUUCGAUGAACUUUCAAAUACUUUGUGUCAAGUGGCGGAUAUGGCAGAGUUCAUUAGACUUGCUCAUCCCGACGAUGAUUUUUCACAUCACGCAGAAGAUGCUUGUUUGGCAAUCAGUAGCAUAGUUGAAAAAUUAAACACUAAUCGUAAUUUGUACGAUUCACUGCAACGUGUUUUAAAAAAUGGAGAUAUAGAAAAAACCACAGACAUCGAUAAUCAUGUUGCACAAUUAUUUUCGAUUGACUUCGAACAGAGUGGUAUUCAUUUACCAGAAGAUCAACGACGGGAAGUUGUUGAAUACAACGACUUUAUUUUACAAAUUGGACAGAAAUUCACAGCAACGGCUCUCGCGCCAAGAUCAAUACGCAUAGAUCAAAUACCAACGAUAGCGAGAAAAUACUUUAUUGCCGAAAGAGGUCAAGUCGUGAUCAACGGUCAUUUCGCAGAAUCGCCAAGUUCAUUAAUACGUGAAGUUACUUAUAAAAUAUUUUUACAACCAGAUCGAACGCAAGAACUAUAUUUGAAAGAUCUCUUAAAUUCAAGGCAUAAACUCGCACAAAUUUGCGGUUUUCCUUCCUAUGCACACAGAGCUUUGAAAGGAACUACAAUGGAAACACCGGAAAAUGUGAAGGACUUUCUGAAUAUUUUGAACGAGGAAUUAAGAGACCGAGCUGAGAAGGAUUUUGAAAUUAUGCAAACGAUGAAGGGCCGUAAUUUGAUAACUAAAAUCAUGCCAUGGGACACAACAUAUUUCACGACUCAAGCGAGAAAUUCUUGGUUACAAAUGUCAACGACUGAUUAUUCACCGUAUUUUUCAUUGGGAGCUUGUAUGGAGGGUAUAAAUUUAAUAACACAAGCUUUGUUUGGAGUUCGUUUAGAGGCAGAAGCAACUCAUCAGGGAGAAGUGUGGCACGAUGAUGUCUAUAAAUUGGCUGUGAUUGACGAAACAGAAGGAUCAUUGGGACAUAUUUAUUGUGAUUUAUUUGAGCGUGAAGGAAAACCGAAUCAGGAUUCUCAUUUUACAAUUACUGGGGGGCGACAAUUACCAGAUGGUUCCUAUCAGAAUCCAAUAGUAGUGAUAAUGAUUUCGCUGCCAGUUUCGAGAUGGUCGAAUCCUUGUCUAUUGUCACCGGCGGCAAUGGAAAAUUUAUUUCACGAAAUGGGACACGCUUUGCAUUCGAUGCUUGGUAGAACGAAAUAUCAACACGUAACGGGUACAAGAUGUAGUACAGAUUUUGCCGAAGUCCCCAGCAUUCUCAUGGAGUAUUUUGCCAGUGAUCCUCGAGUAGUAAAAUUAUUUGCUAGACACUUUCAAACACAAGAACAAAUUCCCGAACAAUUGGUGGAAAAAUUAUUCGCCUCAAAAAGUGUCUUUCCAUCGUCGGAAAUGCAAAAUCAAGUAUUCUACAGUAUGUUAGAUCAAGUUUAUCACAGUCAAGAAUUAGAACGUGACACGACCAGUAUUUUGGCUGAUAUUCAAAGGGAUUAUUACACACUUCCUUAUAUUGAAAACACGGCCUGGCAAUUAAGGUUUUCCCAUUUAGUUGGAUAUGGAGCUAAAUAUUAUUCGUAUUUAACGUCAAGGGCAAUUGCAUCGUGGAUUUGGCAAACCUACUUUCAAAAUGAUCCCCUCAGCAGAUCGUCAGGUGAGAAAUAUCGAAGAGAAUGCUUAGCACACGGCGGUGGAAAGCCACCAUCGAAAUUAGUCUCUGAUUUUCUAAAUAAGGAAGCUAGUCCAUCGAAUUUUGCGAAAUCUCUAUUAAAUGAAAUUGAUAUGAGAAACGACAAAGUCCAAGUGAUGAGGAAAAAAUUAAACUCGUAAAUAUUCUCAAAUCAUUUUCAUUGUAAAUAGCAUUAUUAAUAUUAUAUUUUAUAUUUGAUCGUUAGGUAAAGAAUUAUGUGAUUAAAUUAACAAGUUUUUGUUUCAAAAAGAAAACUACAAAAAAAAAGUAAAAUCCAAUUCAGUAAUAAAAUAAUCCAACGGCUUGGGCAAAAGAAAGUUAACAUUAAAAAAUUAAUAGUAUUAAUAUAUUUAUAUUAAUAAAUGAAAGGAAAAGAAAAUUAAAAAAAGAAAAAGAGAACUUUAGAAACCUUAGAAAUGAAAAGAAAUUGCAAAAGAAACA
Leptopilina heterotoma is the source of this 2571-nucleotide messenger RNA. RefSeq names its product mitochondrial intermediate peptidase. The record is from RefSeq and is a predicted model, not a curated record. Bases 180 to 2270 code for a protein of 696 amino acids. Gene Ontology annotation, molecular function: metalloendopeptidase activity. Gene Ontology annotation, cellular component: mitochondrion. The transcript is spliced from 10 exons. Lineage: Eukaryota; Metazoa; Arthropoda; Insecta; Hymenoptera; Figitidae. Gene Ontology annotation, biological process: peptide metabolic process.